AUGAAUUCAUUAUAUCAAUCGCUUAUAACAGCAUUUUUUAUCCUCUUGACUGCACUAUGCUUCUAUUUGAACCGCAUACUUGUCGACAAGAGAAAAUUACAGCGAACAAAUGCUCUCCUCAAGAGACUAUAUUCUAGCAAUUUAGUGUAUGCGCAACUGGAGCGUCAAAUUCAUACUCUAAAGUCCGUAAUCGAAGACUAUCCGUGUAUACCAGAGCCAGAAAAUGAUUACUACAACAAUAGGAAUAACAAUUGUUUCGGUAACAACGCACAUGCGAAAACUGCCGAAACGCCAAUAAAACCCACAAAGAAUGUAAACGAGAUGUCGUUUAUCGAUGAUGGUGUUGAGCUAGCGACUUUUCGCGAAGCAUGUGAGAUGCUAGUGACCGGAGAAGUCAUAUUGGAACAGUUGGAGAAACAGCGACAGGCAGCGAGAGUUGAUUUAUUAAAGGAUGGUGUAUACACCGAACGUUCUCAGUAG
Paraglomus occultum is the source of this 480-nucleotide messenger RNA. NCBI's taxonomy places the organism in Eukaryota, Fungi, Glomeromycota, Glomeromycetes, Paraglomerales, Paraglomeraceae. The record is from the annotation of a GenBank genome assembly.